Molecule: messenger RNA, 1476 nt
Organism: Ordospora pajunii
Lineage: Eukaryota; Fungi; Microsporidia; Ordosporidae
Exons: 1
Coding region: 1-1476 (491 amino acids)
Source: RefSeq, a predicted model, not a curated record
AUGAAAGGAUUGUCAGUCAACGAUAGCUUUAGCACAAGAGAGGAGGCAGAGAAGGUUGUAUUAAGUCAUGCAGAACAGAAUGGGCUUGUUGUUGAGUUUGAAAGCACUAAUAAGUCGAUUGUUGCUUGUUGUAGAGGAAAGGAUGAAUUUGGAUGUGAGGCAAAGAUAGUUGCUCAGCCACGCAAAAAAGACGAUUCAUAUGUGGUGAAGAAGAUCAAGCUGGUGCACAAAUGUCCUUCUGUUACACAAAAGUACAACACUCCGGACGAGAUGGUUAGAUCUGAGAUACACAAGGCCAUAGGCGGACGCGGAGCAAGAAUUGGUGAAAUGGUAUGCAUAUUAGCAGAGAUGGAUAUAAGAAUGGGAUAUUUUUCUGUUUGGAAGGCCAUGAGGCAAGGAAGAGAAUUUGAUAAGGAAAAUGAAGCACAGGCGGAGGCAGUGGAUGGCAACAAAGCAAACGCUUUCAAAGGAGCAUUGGGCGAAUUUUCACUUGAGUUUUCUGAGAAAAACCCGAGUGCAGCUGUCAAAUGCAUGGACAAUGCAUUUUUCUUUUCGUAUCCUGAGUAUCUUGAUGUUUUGGUUCCUGUCGUUGAGAUAAGGGUGUAUAAAAGGACAGAUGGGUUUGCUGUUUUUGGAGUGCUGCGAGAUCCCACAUGGGCACCUGUUGUGCAUUCUUGUAUUGUUUCUGAAGGAAUAAGUAUGGAGGACACUAUCAGAUGCUUUGUGGAUUUUCUCCCUGGAGUGUUUUUUCUUGUGGACUUUGAUACGAGUGUUGUUGGUGUUUUGGAAGCAAAAAAACGAGAGUAUUUUAUCAAGACACGAGACAUAUGUAGGUUCUACCACGGCAAAGGAUGGCCAACAGAGGCGAUUGAAAGUGUAUGGAACAGGUGCAAUAAUGAUACAACAUGUAGCAUGCCUGAACUAGAUGGAUAUGAGAAGAAAAGAUAUAUAAAAAGAUAUUGCAAGGUGGAUUUAUUUGGGAUGCAGAACACAGGGGAAUGCGAUGUUGAUUUUAUUGGGCUUGGAAUGUUCAACCUGCAAUAUUUUGAUUGCUUGAAUGGAAUACUGAAACAGAUUGGAGACAACAUGAGAUACAGGAAGAAGGCAAUAAGUCCAACAGAUAAGCGUCCGUUUGGAAAGAAUGUAGUGCAUAGAAUAGAAAAGAAUGUAGAAAUGUGCAAAUCAGUGACAGACGAUGUGAAAAAAGUUGACUUGACGAAUCAAACAUGCAUGUGUGGAAGGUUCCAAGAAUUUCUUAUUCCGUGUGUGCAUGCAUGCAGAAAAAUAAUUGAACUAGGGGAAGAUCCAUAUGCAUAUGUCAGCAAUGUUUACUUAAAGACACGCUUGCUCAAACUGAAUGAAGUCAUUCCAGUCGUAGAUUUGCAAAUAAAAUGCCAACCGGAUAGAAAUCUACUAAAGCGUGGGCCAGGAAGACCGAAAAAGAUCCAGGUUCAUGAACCUCAGACAUUCAGUUGA